This is a messenger RNA of Coregonus clupeaformis (lake whitefish), 3191 nucleotides long. Its product is annotated as poly(ADP-ribose) glycohydrolase. Gene Ontology annotation, biological process: nucleotide-sugar metabolic process; ATP generation from poly-ADP-D-ribose; regulation of DNA repair. Lineage: Eukaryota; Metazoa; Chordata; Actinopteri; Salmoniformes; Salmonidae. The transcript is spliced from 18 exons. The record is from RefSeq and is a predicted model, not a curated record. Gene Ontology annotation, cellular component: nucleus; cytoplasm. Gene Ontology annotation, molecular function: poly(ADP-ribose) glycohydrolase activity. The coding region runs from base 330 to 3116 and encodes 928 amino acids.
AUUUUGUUUUGUUGCUGAGAAGAUGACACGUCUGUUUUGUGGUAUGUUACUGUCGAAACCGUGUUUAUUUAAUAUCUUUGGUUUAAGAAUAAACUAACCUCACAACAGCUGUAAAACGAGGUUGUUGUACUAGCUGGUACAUGAUGUUCAAGUAAAAACGCUCAUGACAACAACGUAAAACUGUAAAGCUAAGGUUAGCGUUUAGCUAACUAACGUUAGAUACUACCUUUAACUAUCAGGCGUUGGUUGUCAGACCGGAGACGUCGGCCACUGGCUGGACAUACAACAUUUAUUUUAUGUUGUUAAACUAGUUAUAGAUUCACUGUCAUAUGGUUGCAAGCCAUAUGAUAUUAUUCACUAGCCUGCUGAGGAGGGGACUCUGUGUGAAACCAUUCUGGAACCAUCGUUACCAAAACGCUUCGGUGGUAUUACUGAAUGAGGUUGUAUUCAUGACUGCAUUGUCAGACUUGGAGCCUGUUAAAAAGAGACUGCGGGUUGAAGUUGGCCUCCCAUCACCUGUCAACUCAAGGAGCCCUCUUUCAUUGGCUUUCAAAGCAAGUUCAAAAGAGGCAAGUCUACACGCAAUGGAAGGGCAGCAGCAUGGUGCCAAAGCAACAUCUCUUAGUCAGAAAAACAAUCCCAAGUCCCAACAGAAUAACCUUGAUAAGUGGAUUUUGAACCGUUCCCAAAGCCCCACAAGCCCAGCUUCUGACAUGUCUGAAGCUGCUGAACAACACCAACAACAACAACAACAGGACGACGUGGAGAUGCUGAGUCCAGACAGCUCUGAUUCUGACUGCAGUCACAAGUUCAACCCCUUCCAGUCUAUGGAGACAGAGACCCAGGCCCAGACCCACAGUUCAGACUCUGAGGAACCUGCUGUCUGUAGCACCAUAGACCUGCAGGAUGAAGAGACAGAGCCCUUAACACCAACUUACAGCCUAAAGGAUCACAAGCCCGUCCCGCAAGUCACCACAGAUCAAAAGCCUGUCCCGCAAGUCACCACAGAUCAAAAGCCUGUCCCGCAAGUCGCCACAGAUCACAAGCCUGUCUCGCAAGUCGCCACAGAUCCCAAGCCUGUCUCGCAAGUCGCCACAGAUCCCAAGCCUGUCUCGGAAGUCGCCACAGAUCCCAAGCCUGUCUCGGAAGUCGCCACAGAUCCCAAGCCUGUCUCGGAAGUCGCCACAGAUCCCAAGCCUGUCUCGGAAGUCGCCACAGAUCCCAAGCCUGUCUCGGAAGUCUCCACAGAUCCCAAGCCUGUCUCGGAAGUCUCCACAGAUCACAAGCAUGUCUCAGAAGUCUCCAUAGAUCAUACAGGGAACAGUGAUGAGCAAACCGAGGAGACCACGAGCCAAAGCAACAGGGAACUGGACAAGCAGCAGGACACAGAAAGAUCCUCCUCAUCCAAGGGUAAAGGAAAAAUAACAGACUUCUAUGCCAGAAAGUUGCCACAAGCCCCAUCCACAAGUGCCCAAGCUCCUUCGGACAAACAACACAGAGAUGGAGACGUCCCACGUGAGAAACAACGUGGAGACAGAGACGGAGAUGAUGUCCCUCCACCACCGUCGCCACCGUACGAUUCCAAGUGGCUGGGAAGCCCCAUCAGCGAUCUGAGGAGAAUGCCGCAGUGUGGUCGACCACUCCCACCACUGAAGAAUGCUCCUGACCAUCACACUGUCAUGAUCAGGACAGACCUCCUUCAAGCAGGCAAAGUUCCUGUUCCCUAUCCCACCAAGUUCAGAGACAUCUGGGAUGAGGACCAUGUGAAAAUGCCCUGUUCAGAGAGCAGCCUAUUCCCAGUAGGAAAUCAGGAGGUGCAGGGACGGUGGGAACUGAUCCAGAAAGCUUUGAACAGAGUCUUCUGCACCUCCCAUGAUGUGAAGAAUGCCAUAUUGAAAUACAAUGUCGCUCAUGCCAAGAGAUGGGACUUCACAGCCCUUCAUUUGUUCUGCAACAAGGGUCUGGAGGCUGAUGCUGUUGAACAUCUGUUUGGGGCUCUGCUGCCAGACAUGGUCCAAUUAGCGCUGAGGGCGUCUGAGCUGUGUACCAAGCCCAUCCCUCUGCUGAAGGAAGGGAUGGACCACUCCAUCACCCUGUCUCAGGAGCAGGUGGCUUCUCUAUUGGCCAACGCCUUCUUCUGUACCUUCCCCCGACGCAACGCCAGGAAGGCAGAGUACGCCAACUACCCUGACAUCAACUUCUGCAGGCUGUUUGAGGGCUCCUCACCAAAGAAGAGGGAGAAACUUAAAACACUUUUGUGCUAUUUUAGAAGUGUAACCGAGCAAAGACCUACUGGACUUGUAACAUUCACAAGAAAAUGUUUGGAUCGUCCCCCGAACUGGAAAAACUCCCAGAAUCAGCUCACAAAGCUCCACAUAACAUGUGCAGGAACCAUAGAAGACGACGGGAACGGCAUGCUGCAGGUGGACUUUGCCAACCGGUUUGUGGGCGGAGGGGUCACGUCAUCAGGUCUGGUUCAGGAAGAGAUUCGCUUCCUGAUUAACCCAGAACUCAUCGUCUCUCGCCUCUUCACUGAAGCCCUGCAGUACAAUGAGUGUCUCAUCAUCACAGGUACUGAGCAGUACAGUACCUACACUGGCUAUGCAGAGAGCUACCUAUGGGACGGCAAACAUCAGGACAAGACCCCAAGAGACUCCUGGCAGAGGAGGUGCACAGAGAUCGUAGCGAUGGACGCUCUGAAGUUCAGGAACAUCCUCGAACAGUUUCACCCUGAUAAAAUGAACAGAGAACUGAAUAAGGCAUACUGUGGCUUCUCCCGCCCGGGGGAGAGGAGUGAGGAUCUCUCUGCGGUUGCUACGGGGAACUGGGGCUGUGGAGUGUUCGGGGGAGACGCUAGGUUUAAAGCUCUGCUCCAGAUUCUGGCAGCCUCUGAGGCGGGCCGAGACGUGGCCUAUUUCACCUUUGGUGACAGCGCCCUGAUGAAAGACGUCUACGAAAUGCACUACUUCCUCACACAGAGACACGUCAGCGUCGGGGCUCUGUACAGUUUCCUGUGUCAGUACUACAGUUCAGUGUGUCAGAGCUGCUUCACACGCUGUCCUGACGUCAGCCUCUAUUCCUUCAUCUACCAGGAGGUCAGCUCUGUCUCCCCCUAGACCAGACACACACACACACACACACACACAGGUCGGCUCCCCCUAGACACCACAUCGCACGCACACACCACACGC